AUUCGAAUUGUUUCACUUGGCGCGUCUUCUUCCAAAACAAACUACAGAAUGGCAAAGUCCGCGCAUUUACAUUUGUCACAUUUAUCAUUUCUCCUCUGCGAUUGCACAAAAUUCAACAUUUACCAACAUCGCCUUUUUUCUUCCAACUUAACAACAACAGACUAAGAAAUGUGGGCGAGCAAGCGACCAGGACCUCCGGCAGGCGGGCAUCAGAAGAAGCUGAUCAUCAAAGGACUUAGGUCUGUGCCCACACUGCCUGCCACUUACAAGGCUGACACACUGGCGCGCCUACAGAGUGCAGUGCAGGCCAUCCAAACCAGCCAGUCGACCCCACAGGGGUUUGAAGAGCUGUACCGCGACUGUGAGAGUCUAUGCCUACACAAAUUCGGCAGCGAUAUUUACGCCAUGCUGCAGGGCGAGCUCGACAGGCACGCACAACAGCAGCUCCAGUCAAUAAACGCGCAGCCCGUGGACUCAUCGACAGACACGGCGGUUCUCGAGCAAGUACAAAAGUUCUGGACCGCAUAUAUACAGCAACUGGGCAUGAUCAAGUGCGUUUUUUUGUACCUGGAUCGCACUUACGUGCUGCAAACGGCCAACACCGCGUCGCUGUGGUCUAUGGGACUGAGCGCUGUUCGCCGGUUCUUGAUCGACACGGAUAUGAAGUCCCGGCUGAUACGGCUGAUAAUCGGCGAAAUCACAAAAGAGCGCAAUGGCAAAGCGGUCGACCGCGCGAUGCUUCUCAGUCUGAUCAAUAUGUUUGUCGAGCUUGGGCUAUACCUGCCCUUUUUUAUGCCCAGCUUUAUCGAAGCCACACACGAGUACUACCAAAGGGAAAGCAGGCGGCUGGUGGGCAGCCUGGUCCCGACAACAGUCACACCAAGGGCACAGACAGGGGCGUCUUCCGGCCCCAUGGACGUUCCGCAGUACCUGGUGCAUGUAAAGCACCGUUUGGACGAGGAGUCGCAGCGCGCCAGCAACUACUUGGGUGACGGGUGCAAGACAGCCUUGCUGAGCACAGCACAGGCAGAGCUUGUUGAAAAGCACACCGACCGCCUGCUGUCAUUCAGCUUUGACGCAAUGGCCGAUGCACACAUGCUUGCUGACCUGGCCAACUUGUUCAUGUUAUUGAACGCGGUCAACCGCUUGGACGCACUCAAAAAGCACUGGGCCUCGUAUAUUAAAAAAACCGGCCUGCGCCUGGUGCAGGCACCCGAGCUGGACAUCACGCUGGUAACCGAGCUCCUUGCGCUCAAGCAGCGCCUGGACAUUAUUCUGAGCAAAUCCUUCCGGAACAAUGCCUCGCUCAUGUACACGCUGAGCGAGUCAUUUGGCGAAUUCAUCAAUACGCGCCGCAAUAAGCCCGCACAGCUGGUUGCCAAGUUCAUUGAUCAGUGUUUGCGCUCUGGCAGCAAGAUCACCACCGAUGACGAUCUGGACAAACUGCUCGACCGCGUAUUGGUCUUAUUCCGCUUCAUCCAGGGCAAGGAUAUGUUUGAGGCGUACUACAAGCGUGAUAUGGCCAAGAGGCUGCUCUAUAACAAGAGUGUGUCGGUCGACGCCGAGCGAAUGAUGCUCCAGAGGCUCAAGACAGAGUGCGGUGCAGGGUUUACCAAGCAGCUGGAGGGGAUGUACCGCGAUAUGGAGAUAUCUGACGACAUCACCGCCAAAUUUAUCGAUCUUCAGCAGGCGCAGCCCACCGAGGACAUUGGGUUCCACGCAAAGGUCCUCACGCUUGCAUCCUGGCCAACCUACGAGCCCCUGGGGCUUGUCGUGCCCAGGCAGGUGGAGCAGGCGCAAGACAGCUUUUUCCAAUUCUACGGAAGCAAGCACAAGGGCCGCAACCUGCAGUGGCAGCACGGCCUGGCCACGUGUAUUUUGUCAGUAAACUUUGAUGAAGGGCCCAAGGAUUUGGCGCUCACUGUGGUCCAGGGCACGGUGAUGCUUCAGUUCACACAAAACGACGAGCUCACCUACACCCAGAUCCGCAACAACACGGGUCUGGAAGACAUUGAGCUCCAGCGCAUCCUACAGUCGCUGGCGUGCGGGAAGCACCGCGUGCUGACAAAGGAGCCGAAGGGCCGGGACAUUGCGAUCACAGACAAGUUUGUGUUCAACGCCCAGUUCAAGUCGCCGCUUGUGCGUAUCAAGAUCAGCCAGAUUCUGGUCAAGGAGGACGACAAGGAGGACAAGGACGUUGAGGAGCACGUCCAGCAAGACCGUAUGUUAAAUAUUGACGCCGCUUUGAUCCGCAUCAUGAAGGCCCGGAAGACCGCUGAGCACUCGGCGCUGAUGACCGAUCUGGUGAACCAGCUCAAGUUCAGCACAUCGUCGGCUGAGGUCAAGGAGAGGCUGGACAUCCUGAUUGAGCGCGACUACAUGAAGCGCGACGAAUCUGACCAGGCCGUUUACCACUAUGUCGCCUGAAUAGGCAUGUGUACUCACUUGUCGUUUGUAUUUGAUAUAAUUAAAUUCACAUUCAUUUCUGCA
Molecule: messenger RNA, 2490 nt
Organism: Kickxella alabastrina
Lineage: Eukaryota; Fungi; Kickxellomycota; Kickxellomycetes; Kickxellales; Kickxellaceae
Product: cullin 4
Exons: 1
Coding region: 169-2427 (752 amino acids)
Biological process (GO): DNA damage response; ubiquitin-dependent protein catabolic process; protein ubiquitination
Cellular component (GO): Cul4-RING E3 ubiquitin ligase complex
Molecular function (GO): ubiquitin protein ligase binding
Source: RefSeq, a predicted model, not a curated record